AGCACGAAAGCGCACAAAAAAAUAGGCAAUAACGUACAUUUUAAAAAAGCACGUAGUGAGCAAUGUCAAACGAAUAAUGUCGGGUGCUCCUGUGACUAAAUCGAUACUGUGUGUAUGUCACAUUGCACAUUCAUCCUCGUAUAACAGAAGAGCAGAUAUAAGGCUGACACGGAGACCCACUGCUGGACUGACUGGGCUGCACGCGCGCUACUGGUGGGCUGUGCGGCGGCGUCACGCGACUGAAGGUGGCGUGAAAUGAAGAAAACUCCCUCGCGGAGGGGAAGAGCACUAUUUAUUUAUAAGAGCGUAUGGGAACGGGAGAAACUGGAUUAGCUUCCUCGAAUAAAAUGGCCAGAAACACCUCUCUUUAUUUUCGAAUUGUCGAGGGCAGGAACCUCCCGGCCAAAGACGUCUCCGGAACCAGUGACCCAUACUGCAUUGUAAAAGUUGACAAUGAAGUUGUGGCCAGGACCGCCACAGUGUGGAAGAACCUCAGUCCUUUCUGGGGUGAAGAGUACACACUGCACCUCCCGAUGGGGUUCCAUUCACUCUCCUUUCAUGUCAUGGACGAAGACACAAUCGGUCAUGAUGAUGUUAUCGGAAAGAUAACCCUGAGCAAGGAAGCCAUCGGAUCUCAAGCCAAAGGUAUAGACAGCUGGCUGAACCUGACGAGGGUUGACCCUGACGAAGAAGUCCAGGGAGAAAUCCAUCUGAGCCUGCAGCUACUGAAAGAUACAGAGAAGAUCAGCCUGCGAUGUCAAGUUAUUGAGGCCAGAGACUUGGCUCCAAGAGAUAUUUCUGGAACCUCUGAUCCUUUUACAAGAGUUAUUUUCAACAACCACAGUGCAGAGACCUCGAUUAUCAAGAAGACUCGUUUCCCUCACUGGGUGGAGACCCUGGAGCUGGAGUUGGAUCCAGAGGAGCUGAGGGAGGAGGGAACGGUCACUGUGGAGGUCUGGGACUGGGACAUGGUGGGAAAGAACGACUUUCUGGGAAAGGUGGAAAUCCCUUUUGCUUGUUUGCACAAGACACCUCCGUUAGAGGGCUGGUUUCGCUUGCUUCCCUUGGGGAAUGAUGAGGUUGAUGCUGGUGGCAAGCUGGGAGCACUGCGUCUGAAGGUGCGCUUGGUGGAGGAUCGGAUCUUGCCGUCUGUGUACUACCAGCCUCUCAUUCACCUUCUGGUGGAGUCCGUCAUCUCCCCAACGGAGGUGGAGGAUAGCAGUGCUCUGACCAUGCUGGAGGAGGUAAACACGGUCGAGAGCCGACAGGAUGUGGCGAUGACUCUGGUGAAGAUCUACCUGGGCCAGGGCCUGGUGGUGCCCUUCCUGGAUUACCUCAACACGCGGGAGGUCAACCACACCACUGAUCCAAACACUUUAUUUCGCUCCAACUCCCUUGCCUCCAAGGCCAUGGAACAGUUCAUGAAGGCUGUUGGCAUGCUCUAUCUCCACGAGGUGCUGAAGCCCAUCAUUAACCGCAUCUUCGAAGAGAAGAAGUAUAUUGAGCUGGACCCAUGUAAGAUUGAUCUAAACCGGACAAGACGAAUUUCAUUUAAAAGUGCAGUGUCAGAGGCAGAUGUGCGGGACAGCAGCGUGGAGAUGCUGCAGAGCUACUUAACCACCAUCAUCGAAUCGAUCGUGGGCUCAGUCGAUCAGUGUCCUCCUGUCAUGAGAGUGGCCUUCAAACAGCUACACAAGAGAGUUGAGGAGCAAUUUGCUGAACCUGAGCAUGAGGACGUGAAGUAUCUGGCUAUCAGUGGAUUCUUUUUCUUGCGUUUUUUCGCUCCUGCAAUCCUCACACCUAAACUGUUCCAGCUGAGGGAUCAGCACGCGGACACACGUACCAGCAGAACGCUGCUGCUGCUGGCCAAGGCAUUGCAAAGCGUCGGGAACUUGGGCCUCCAGCUGGGUCACGGGAAGGAGCAGUGGAUGGCGCCUCUUCAUCCCAUCAUCCUCCGCAGUGUGGCUUCGGUCAAAGACUUCCUGGACAAGAUGAUCGACAUAGAUCAUGACAUCGUGUCGGAGGUGCCACAGAGGGCUGUAUUCAUGCCUUCAGUCACAGUUAAAGAGGGUUACCUCAACAAACACAAGGCAGAGGGACCACAGCUGCUUUCCCGCUUUGCCUUUAAGAAACGCUACUUCUGGUUGACUAGCGAGACGCUGUCCUACGCCAAGACGCCUGAUUGGCAGGUGCGCUCCUCUAUCCCUAUUCUUUGUGUGUGUGCCGUGGAGAGGGUGGAUGAAAAUGCCUUUCAGCAGCAGAAUGUAAUGCAGGUCAUCACCCAGGACAACGAUGGACAGCUGCACACCAUGUACAUCCAGUGCAAGAAUGUUAAUGAGCUGAACCAGUGGCUGUCAGCAAUCAGAAAAGUCAGCAUCUACAAUGAGCGCAUGCUGCCCUCUUUCCACCCAGGGGCUCAUCGCAGUGGCAAAUGGACCUGCUGCUUGCAGGUGGACCGUGCUGUUAUAGGCUGCAGCAGAACCCACUCAGCUGUGACACUGGGGGACUGGAGCGACCCGCUGGAUCCCGAUGUAGAGACACAGACCAUAUACAAGCAGCUUCUCCAGGGCAGAGACAAACUCAGGAAAAAAUAUGUAGAGAUUCCAGAUGCUGAUCAGACAUCCAGCAAUACAGAACCAAACUCUGACAGUCACCCAGAUGGUGCACAAUGCAACGAUCAGCUGAUGAAGCCAGGUCAGAGCGUUGCUGCUCGGCUGCUGGUGGUGAUUGAGGAUCUGGAGCAGGCUCACGCCACCUUCCAGCGCAGAGAAAAAGAGGACGGCACCAGUGUUAUUGUGAAUCCCUAGACUCGCCACGGACUUGGAUCUCACUAGCAGAUCCUGUAAAACGCUUUUGAUCUUUUGUAUCCUCUCAGUGCCACCG
Messenger RNA from Pungitius pungitius (ninespine stickleback), 2883 nucleotides. Its product is annotated as rasGAP-activating-like protein 1. Gene Ontology annotation, molecular function: GTPase activator activity. The transcript has 21 exons. NCBI's taxonomy places the organism in Eukaryota, Metazoa, Chordata, Actinopteri, Perciformes, Gasterosteidae. The coding region runs from base 309 to 2807 and encodes 832 amino acids. The record is from RefSeq and is a predicted model, not a curated record. Gene Ontology annotation, biological process: negative regulation of Ras protein signal transduction; regulation of GTPase activity; cellular response to calcium ion.